AUGCCCUACCUCAUCCGUCCACCUCCAACAUCCGUCCAAACCAACAGCUCGCUCCCCACACACAUACUACAAACUUUUGAGGCCAAAUCGUCAACCUUACUUAACAAUCUCCACGCCUGGGGCUGGAGCAUCACCCACCACCAAUCCAGCGACGAAACCUACCUCUCCGCCCUCCAAGCAAUGGAAAGAGCACUCAAAAAGCGAAGACGACGCACGCAGAUGAUCUACAGCGUUAUCGUGGGAGAAGCCGCGCCGCCUUCAUUAAGGGCAGCCUUCGAGGCGGAAGCGAAGGCGAUGGGGAUGGGGAAGUUGUACGGCGUUGAGGAUAAGGAUGGAGACGAAGCUAUCAGCGAUGAUCAAGAACAGCAAGAAACGUGUCAUACAGUGGAAACAGAUAUGUGCAAACGACCCGGGCACAAUGCUGACACUUUGAAUACACCUCCUCUUCCUCCUCUCUGCUGCCCUCCCCCCACUGAUCCAACCGAUAUAUGGUAUACCGCUGAACGUGGCCAUCUCAGGGCCAUAGCCCGGGAUAUUGAUCAGCGGUGGAGGGUGCUACCUUUACCACUGUCACCAUCAGCUAAAUCACCAGUGGGCGUUCAUGGGGAUCAUUCAAACGAGGAAGUAGGAAACAAAAAGCAGAAGAAGCUGGAUAGGGUGAAGUCGCUGGCGGAAAGGUUGGAGAAGAGGGUGGUAUCUGAGCAGAGGGAGACUUUGUUGAUUCCGUUUUCGGUGAGGGCGGUGGGGCUUUUUUAA
Plenodomus lingam JN3 is the source of this 756-nucleotide messenger RNA. RefSeq lists its product as uncharacterized. NCBI's taxonomy places the organism in Eukaryota, Fungi, Ascomycota, Dothideomycetes, Pleosporales, Leptosphaeriaceae. The record is from RefSeq and is a predicted model, not a curated record.